This is a messenger RNA of Fusarium mangiferae, 1905 nucleotides long. RefSeq lists its product as uncharacterized. Gene Ontology annotation, biological process: protein dephosphorylation; 7-methylguanosine mRNA capping. NCBI's taxonomy places the organism in Eukaryota, Fungi, Ascomycota, Sordariomycetes, Hypocreales, Nectriaceae. The transcript has a single exon. Bases 1 to 1905 code for a protein of 634 amino acids. Gene Ontology annotation, molecular function: protein tyrosine/serine/threonine phosphatase activity; mRNA guanylyltransferase activity. The record is from RefSeq and is a predicted model, not a curated record.
AUGGACUCUCCUGCAGCGAGCGUCCAACGGGACGCUAUCGACUCCACAGACCCUCACCUCACGGACCCGACUUUGCUGAAAGAUCAUUCAGAGUUCAAGUCCUAUACAACAAGUCGUUUCACAUACUCUGGAAUCCGAGUUUUCUACCGACAACAUGUCAAGGCAGACGAACUACCCCAAAAACCUGCCCCAUUACCACUAUUAGUAUUUCUGCAUGGCUUGGGCGGCUCCGUUGCCCAGUUUCAUCCUCUGUUAAGUAGUCUGGUGGAUGUGGCUACCUGCAUGGCAAUUGACUACCCCGGUUGUGGCCGAUCUGAUUUCUCGGUCCUUGAUUGGGAAGCCUACACGACGGAUGCUUUGGUAGAGCUUUUGGAAACAGUCAUUGAGGACUAUCGAGACAAGGACGCAGGCCAACGAGUGGUCCUGAUCGGCCAUAGCAUGGGGACAAGUCUCGCUGCUAAGUUGGCCAACACCCAAGUCGACCAUACAACCUCGCUAGCCGAGUACGUCGUAGGAUUGGUGGCUAUCUGCCCCGUGUCAAGCCCUCCUGGUGAAUCAAUAACAUGGUGGGCUCGGAUGGGACUUUGGGCUCCGGAGUGGAUGUUUGAUCUGUGGCGAGCAUGGAACGGUCGGGGAGGACACAACAGUGCCAGCGUCAGGCGUUUCGUUGGAAAGGAUGCCGACGAGGCUACCCGAAAACUUCAAUAUCGCUUUAACAGACAGAGUCGAACCCCAGUCUUUAGACGCAUUGCCAAUGGCGCCCUACCACUCUAUCAUAACGGCAAACCCAAAGGCGGUCUCCCGACCCUAGAAGUCUGGGCAGGAUUAAAUAUCCCCGUCUUCUUGAUAGGUGCUGAAGGGGACACUGUUGUUUCACCUGAGGAAGCCACAAAGAUUGCUAACGCAUUGGAUCCUGACAAGACUCUGCCAGAAUCAGGGGCAUCAGGAGAGACACACGAGGCUAUCGUCGAAGCUGCUGCCCCCGUCAACUCUUCUACAAGACCGCAGGAUCAUGUUCCACAAGCUAUUGAAGAUAUCAAUGACGAUGACUUCACAAAGGCCAAGUCUACGGUGGUUCCCAGUUCAGAAGAGAAUAGCCCCAAUGAUCCCUCAACCCCCAACGAGACUAUGACUGAACUACCUGCGCAACCGAACCAUCCCAGGAAGGUAGUGAAGACCACUGUUAUGCCACUACCUGCAACACACGCUGUCCUAUACGCCCCUUGCUCAGUUCGUGCCGUUGCCGGGUUAAUUUCUGAUUUCCUGGCCACACACGUUACUGGAAGACUCUCCCUGGCCUGGCAACUGCAAUACCUCAACCGUGAGGGAAAAUGGGACGUCAAAAAUCUCAACAAAUGGAAGUCUGUUACUCCAGUAUCCGAGCCGAUUGGACGUACUGGAAAACCCAUCUUCCGGGCACUCAAGACACUUCGUGAAGUGGAUGAUGUCCAUUCUCCACAGAGUUUUAUUUCAAAUUGGGGUUCUAUCGUCAAAGAUAUCAUUGAUAUCUCUAAAGACCAGCCUCACUAUGACCCACGCGGCUUAGAACGAGCUGGAAUCCAUUAUCAUAAGUUCCCCACAGUUUCGAAGAUACCCCCAGAGGAUCGUGAGGUUAAAGAUUUUAUCAAGUUGGUUGACGACCUCCGAAAUCGGCAGCCUGCGCGCGCUACCGCCGAGGGCUGGACAAAUCCCGAUCAGUGUGUUGUUGGAGUGCACUGCCAUUACGGCUUCAACCGCACGGGAUACUUUAUUGUAUGCUAUCUCGUUGAGCGGUGCGAUUUCGGGGUUCAGGAGGCUAUCGACACAUUUGCCAAGGCGAGGCCUAAUGGGAUCCGUCACUCGCACUUUCUAGAUCGUCUGUAUGUACGAUACAAUGUUGGCUCGGCUUCUGCAAGCCGGCCAUGA